Messenger RNA from Lathyrus oleraceus (garden pea), 3127 nucleotides. RefSeq lists its product as uncharacterized. Bases 78 to 2471 code for a protein of 797 amino acids. Lineage: Eukaryota; Viridiplantae; Streptophyta; Magnoliopsida; Fabales; Fabaceae. Gene Ontology annotation, molecular function: protein binding. The record is from RefSeq and is a predicted model, not a curated record. The transcript has 12 exons.
UUUUUCGUAUGUGUCUCAAUAAACUAAAGAGGAAAAAUUUCAAACAGUUGUUGUUGUUCUGAAUUCUUCGUGUUGCAAUGACGAACUCAAUGGGUCCUCCACCUCCCAAAAACCCUAAUCUUCAACCACAGACCCUAACUCCAUCACCACCUCCUCCAAAUUCCGAUUCUCACUCAUCCCAAUCCACCGUCAUCGAUUCAUCACAACCCGAACCACCUCCACCCUCCGAUUCCACCGCCAGUUCAUCACAACCCGAACUUCCCCCACCGUCCGAUUCCACCACCAAUUCAUCAUUUCCCGAACCAUCGCCACCAUCCCAUUCCACCGCACUAUCCGAACCACCGCCACCACCACCGCUGUUCCAUUCCACUGAUACUCAAACCCCCAAACCCUCUCAAGGUACAGCAGUUCCGUAUAAGAUUCCGGCUUGGAGUUCCGCUCCUUGCCAUGAAUUCUACCUCGAGGUUCUCAAGGAUGGUUCCAUCAUCGACAAAUUUAACGUGCAUGAAAAAGGUGCAUAUAUGUUUGGGCGGUUGGAUCUUUGUGACUUUGUGCUUGAACAUCCAACUAUUUCUAGGUUUCAUGCUGUUAUGCAGUUUAAGAGAAGAGGAGAUGCAUAUCUCUAUGAUCUCGGGAGUACUCAUGGUACCUUUUUGAACAAAAAUCGGGUGGAGAAAAACACAUACACUGACUUGCGUGUUGGUGAUGUCAUUCGAUUUGGCCGGUCAACUCGGAUGUUCAUUUUUCAAGGACCGUCAGAAUUGAUGCCUCCUGAGGCUAAUAUAAAACUCAAGAGAGAAAUGAAAAUGCGGGAAGCAUUGCUAGAUAGGGAAACUUCGCUUCGACGAGCAAAGAUGGAAGCAUCUGCUGCUGAGGGUAUAUCGUGGGGUAUGGGGGAGGAUGCCAUUGAAGAAGAUGAGGAUGAUGUUGAAGAAAUAACGUGGCAGUCAUAUAAAGGCCAGCUUACAGAAAAACAGGAAAAAACCCGUGAGAAAAUAAUAAAAAGAAUGGAAAAGAUUUCUAACAUGAAGAAAGAAAUAAAUUCUAUACGAGUUAAAGACAUUUCUCAGGGUGGAUUAACUCAGGGUCAACAGACUCAAAUUGCUAGGAAUGAGCAAAGAAUGGCAGAGAUAAUGGAAGAACUUGAAAACUUGGAAGAAACACUGAAUGAUAGUAUUCGAGAAAGUUUAGGUGCACGUACAGGAAAGCUAUCUCAUGGGAAGAAGAAAGGUGCAGUGGAAGAUGAAGAAGAAUAUUUUAGUGACGAUGAUGAUGAAUUUUAUGACCGUACAAAGAAAAAACCCUCAAAAAAGAAGCCUGGUGAUAACCAGUCGAUCGAGACUGCGGAUACUCUUCUUGAUAAGAGAGAUACUAUCAUGAAAGAAAUAAAUGACAAGAAAGAGUUGCUUAUGACUGAGAAGAACAAAGUGUUAUCAGAGACAGAGAGUACCACACAGGAUGAUGUUGAUGAUUCACUUGAUGCUUACAUGUCUGGACUUUCAUCUCAACUAGUUUAUGAUAAAAGUGCGCAGCUUGAGAAGGAAUUAUCAACUCUUCAGUCUGAGCUAGAUAGGAUAUCCUACCUCUUGAAGAUUGCUGACCCAACAGGAGAUGCUUCUAAGAAAAGGGAGUUGAAAGCACAAGAUCCUAAACCAGUAAACCCUGAAGAAAUCGCCUCUACUAUCAAGAGGGAACUGCCGGCAGAAGCCCAGAAAAACAGCGAGCUUUGUGCUAAGGCAGACGACAAUAAACGACUUGUGGAAACCAAGAAAACUAGUGAUGCUUGUGUUAAGGAAAAUGAUAAUAAACCACAUGCGGAAACCCAGAAAGUUAUAGAUGCUUGUGUUAAGGAAGAUGGCUCUAUAAAAGGAGAGGAACCUGCCGCUACAGUUGUGGCUUUGGAAAAGUCACAACCUGGCCAUGACAGGUCGGAUAAUGAGAAUGCUGUAUUUGUUGUCCCAAAGCCCCAGUGGCUUGGAGCUGUAGAGGACAGGGUUCCAGAUGAUAAGCAACAGCCGACGAUCUCUCUUCAUCCGCCGGAGAUGGACGGAUCCGAUCAGUUUGUUGACUAUAAGGACAGGAACAAAAUUUUGGGCGGUGAUGAUGAUAACAGCACUUCAUUGGAGUCUAGAAUUGAGUCUGCUGCUCCCGGAUUAAUUUUAAGAAAACGGAAGCAAGUCGAGACAAUUGGAACAAGCAGUAGUGAUGCCUCUCAGCAAUCAACAUCUUCCACCUCAGGUGAACAAAUGGCUGAGGAUGCCGUGGCUCUAUUAUUAAAGUACAAAAGGGGACUAUAUGCUGCUGAUGACAAUGAUGGAAGAGAUGAAAGCCAAGAGAAGAGGCCUAAAAGAGUACUUCGGCCUGAAAAACCAUCGUUUUUAUGUGAUGAGACCGAUAAUGCAACAUGGGUUCCUCCUAAAGGACAAUCCGGCGAUGGACGAACUUCCUUGAAUGAUAAAUAUGGCUACUGAGGUACGAUGAGGUGCAUUGUUCAACAGAAGUGUUCAGGCUGCUUAUUUACAUAUGAAUGUAUCAAUGAAGGAUCGGGAUGAACCUGCUCAGCAUCGACUCACUUUCAGGGAGUUGGAUCAUGCAUGACUUUCAGUGACCUUCCUUUGUUAAGCUGAACUGCAAUGAUAAAGUUUGUUGGUGAAAGGACUACUGUUAGUAUAACAGAGACACGGAAAGGGUGAAACGACUGCAGUAAUGAAGUAAUGUUGCUGAUUUAGAUUUAUUGAUUCUUGAUGACAUGACUCCCUCGUGUACAGCCACAUGAUCUGAGUAGGAGUUGGUUUUGUUUCUGAGAAGUUCUGAAUGAAGUGUGACCUGACCUAUGACCACCAAAAGAUUAGCCCAAAAACAUAGUCAGGCUGUUAGAAAUCUAAAACUGCAUUGAUUAUGCAGAAAAAUCCUUAACCGAUUUCUUCUGAUUUUUAUUUUAUGUAUUUUCUGUUUGGAUACAGUGUAAAAUCUAUUUAUAGAUUUUUCAGGACUAACUAAUUCUGUUAGUCAGUCCCUAGAAUCUAUGGAUCAGUUGCCUUGCUUGCUGCUGUCCUUUGGAAACCUAUUUAAGCUCGAGAAACAUUUUUUUCCUUUUGGAUAGGCUUUACUAAGAAAUUUUAACAGA